AUGAAUAACAUGAAUAAUAUGAUGAAUUAUCCUCCUCCUCCUUCUCAAGAAUUAAUGAAUUCUAAUGUUUAUUUAAGAAAUAAUUAUCGUACGAAUAUAUCAACUUCUGCCGCUGGUGUUGGAUACCCACCUGGUUCGCUGUCGGUUAUUUCAGCAGAUAGUCCUGAAGAAGAAGGCGAAGGUUCAUCAGCUGCUUCAGAUUCAUUAGUUUGUAGUCAAAUGAUUGAUGGUCAGUCAGCUGGACAACAGAGUAUGUCAUUAAUGAAUAAACAAAUGUAUCACCACCAGCAACAACAACAACAACAAGCACAACAGUUUAGACAACAACCAAUUACAGAUCAAUCUAUGAGCUUGAAUCAACAAGCAAUGUAUCAACGAGAUUAUGAACAACAACAACAUCAACAACAACUUCAUCAGCACCAUCACCAACAACAACAUCAACAGCAGCAGUUACAAUUUGCCCAUGGAACAAGACCUCAUCUACAAAUGAAUUCUAUGCCUAUGUAUCAUCAACCUGCAAAUCUUUAUCAACAACAACAACAUCGUCUACGUACAUUAGGACCAAGAAAUCAAGUCUAUAGCAGCAUGACUGAUAGUUAUCACUUACACCACCACCAACAACAACAACACCAGCAGCAGCAAAUGAAUGCAAUGACUCGAUUAGAUCCAACACAAUCAUUUUUCUCGCCAACACCAUCACCAACACCGAGUAAAAAGAAGUCGCGUAUGCUAUCAGGGACAUUUGGUCGACUAUUUAAACGUAAUCAGUCAGGCGGUAGUAGUGUGAGUGGCAGCGGUGCCAGUGGUGUUGUUAGUGGACCAUUCGAUGUUGUAGCACAACAUCAGCAGAAUUAUUAUCCUGUACCGAAUCAUAUGAAUCAAUCAUUCAGAGGUGCAUCAGCUUCACCUGUACGUAUUGGUUCGCCUAUGAUGCAUACACCAUUGACAACCACAACAACAACUAAUAAUAGUAAUAUCGGUAUUAAUAAUACUAAUAAUAAUGUACGUUAUUCUAUGCAACACCAACAACAACAGUCUAUGAGUCCACAACCAAUGCUUGGACAAGGAAUUCAACCUCCACCCUUACCACCUGGACAAUAUCAUCCAUCGAUAUCGAAUCAAGCACAAAUGAUGCAACAACAACAACAGCAACAAAUGUAUCAGUUUAGACAACGACAGCAAGGAUUAGAAUAUGAUGACGGAAAUGUUGGAUCAAAUGUUAUCACUGGUGGAUCUGUAUCCCCACUUUCCUCAUCCACUAUAUCAGGUGGUUUAUCUGAGUCGACUGUUCCUUCAAGUGCUAGAAUAAUGAGUCCCAACCCUAUGCAGCCUAUGACUAUGAGCGGUGGUGUUGGUGUAAGUCAACCGCCGCCUUCUACCCUUCCACCACAAGUUCCUGAAGAACGUAGACGUUGGAAGAAAGAAGAAUUGUUGGAACAAGCUAUGAUGGCUAGAUUACCAUUUGCACAAUGGAAUGGUCCUACAGUUGUAGCAUGGUUAGAAUUAUGGGUUAGUAUGCCAGCCUGGUAUGUAGCUGCGUGUAGAGCAAAUGUUAAAUCAGGUGCAAUUAUGGCAUCAUUAUCAGAACAAGAAAUACAACGAGAAAUUGGCAUUAGUAAUCCUUUGCAUAGGCUAAAACUACGCUUAGCUAUACAAGAAAUGGUGGCUUUAACUUCACCAACACCAGUUCCUAAGCCAAGUACAAGUCGUUUGGCAUUUGGUGAUAUGAACCAUGAAUGGGUUGGCAAUGUAUGGCUGCCUAGCCUCGGAUUGGCUCAAUAUCGUCCAGCUUUUAUGGAGUGUUUAGUCGACUCACGUAUGCUUGACCAUCUGACAAAACGUGAUCUACGAACUCAUUUAAAAAUGGUUGAUAAUUUGCAUAGAACAAGUUUACUAUAUGGUAUUGUCUGUUUAAAACGCUUAAAUUAUGAUCGACUGGAAUUGGAGCGUAGACAACGUGAAGCUGCACAUCCUGAUAGCAUUGAUUUAUUAGUUUGGUCCUGUGAACGUGUUCAAGCUUGGCUAGAUGAAAUUGGUCUUAAAGAAUAUGCACCAAAUUUAAACGGGUCCGGUGUACACGGUGGUGUGAUUGGCUUACAUCCUGAUUUAAAUGCUCAACAAUUAGCUUUAACACUUCAAAUUCCUACAUCGAAUACAACAGCUCGUGCUACACUAGCUAGAGAGUUAACUCAACUUGUCCAACGUUUUCGUGCUAAUGUGCCUAUUGCAGCAGCUAGUAUUGGACCAGCUCCAAGAGUACUGGCAAUGGAAGCUGCUGCUGUCGUUGCAGCUAACAGAGCUCGAGCACAAUUUGAUAAUCAAGAUAUUUCUUAUCCUGAUGAUGGAUUCAAUGAAACAGCUAUAACCAGUGACGGGGAUGUUAUCGAGCCAACAGAAGAUCGAGCUACGCCUACAAAUACAUCUGAACAAAGUCAAACAGAUACACAACGAACACAAUUAGAAUUAUCCAAUUCUAAUUCUGAUAAAAGUAUUGCUAACAGUAAUAAACUGUCAGAUGUUUCAACAACUGCAAAUCUAGACGCUAACACCAUUAACAAUAAUAUUGUAAACAAUUCUGCCCACGGUAGUGGUAGUAGUAGUAGUAGUACUCCUACCACUACUUCAGCUAUUCCUGGCAAUCAAGGUAUUACAACAACAGCAUCACAGAAGAAACGAGCUCCUCAGGUACCUAGUGUGACUACAGCCUCAUCAAUGAAUAAAUCAACUACUUGA
This is a messenger RNA of Trichobilharzia regenti, 2733 nucleotides long. The record is from the annotation of a GenBank genome assembly. Lineage: Eukaryota; Metazoa; Platyhelminthes; Trematoda; Strigeidida; Schistosomatidae.